AUGGUCUUUCAAGCCUUUCUGAAUUUUCUGGUGUUCAAGACGCUCUCAGCUGAGCGUCUUCCAGCGUUCCGGGACGAGAGCCUGCAGACCAUUUCGGUGGCCGCAAGAACCAAAGAAAGUCCGACUUCCAGCCUGCUCAGCGUCGCAGAGCAAGCCCUGGGCAGGGCACCCAAUAGCUCAGAUGAAGAUCUGCUGGAUGCGCUGUGGCAACAGGACUUUGGAGAAGAGCAUUUUGGAUCCCACGACUUUGGCCACCACGACAGAGUCAACGACAGAAAUCGCUUGCGGAAAAACCUCUACUGGGAGGACCUGCCCAAUGAGUACAAGAUGUACAAGGACAACUCACCCCAUGAUGAGCAUGACUGCGGGCCCGAGGGUUUGCUUCAUCUCAAUGGCUCGUUCCACAUUUUUCGGAAGCUGGUUCUCUUCAACUGCCGCAAAGUCGUGGCAGAUGGGGCUGAAGUGAAGCUGGAACAGACCCUGCAGUUUGAAUCUGACGUGGAGAUCGAGGGACGCCUUUCUAUCCUUGGGACCGAGGGAGUCAUGUGCUUCCGGGUGCUGGGACACCUUCGAGUUUCAGGUUCAAUGUCUUUCCGGAACUGCCACGGUCCCAGGCAAAAGGUUGCCAGUUAUUUUUCCGGAGGUGCCAUCCACAGCCGUAACAUCACCAUUUCCAACGCUGGAAGUUUGAGGAUCCAAAACUGCAGUUCUGAGAAUGGGGGGGCGUUUUUGCUCUCAGCUUGCAGCUAUAUGGUUCUGCAGACUUUCUGGACUGCAGCUCCCGCUACCAUGGGGGCGGGAUCUGCGUCGAUGUGCUCCAGGUCUUCACAAAAUCCAGUUUGA
Molecule: messenger RNA, 843 nt
Organism: Cladocopium goreaui
Lineage: Eukaryota; Dinophyceae; Suessiales; Symbiodiniaceae
Source: the annotation of a GenBank genome assembly